Molecule: messenger RNA, 594 nt
Organism: Micromonas pusilla CCMP1545
Lineage: Eukaryota; Viridiplantae; Chlorophyta; Mamiellophyceae; Mamiellales; Mamiellaceae
Exons: 1
Coding region: 1-594 (197 amino acids)
Source: RefSeq, a predicted model, not a curated record
AUGGCGCUAGGGACCCUCGUCGCGGCGUACGCGAAGCGAGGCGGCCGACCGCCGACGCGGAGGGCCGCGCUCGCGGCGAUCGCCGCGCUCGCGGUCGUGGAGUUCACGUGGCUGAUGCGACGGCGGGCGGAUGAUCGCGUUGUAGCGGACGCGGACGCGGCGCGCGUCGCGGGCGCGCCGUCGCGGGCGGGCGCGGCACGGGCAGUGGGCGCCGCGGGGAAGGCGGGGGCGAUGACGCGCGACGGCGGGGGAGACAGGUGCGGUCGAGCGGGAGGCGCGGGGGGAGCGUCGGGGUGCGAUUCGUCGUCGUCGUCGUCGUCGUCGAACGCGACGGACGGCGCGGGGAAGCGACGGCGCGGGAGCGAUCGCGCGAGCGUCGCGUCCUCGCCGCCGCGCGCCUUCGCAUCCGCAUCGGACGCGAUCGUCGACUGGUGGGCGGGAGAGGGCGGAAAACACCCGUUGUCGGUGUCUUCGCCGGCAGCGGCGGCGGUGGGUCUGGCGGGGUGUUGUGGAGGACAACGCGCGCCUUCAAGUCGUCUCGCGACGUCGUCGCGUGUACAUCGUAGCGUCGUGGUAGAGUCUCGAGACGCGUGA